Messenger RNA from Setaria italica (foxtail millet), 791 nucleotides. RefSeq lists its product as uncharacterized. Lineage: Eukaryota; Viridiplantae; Streptophyta; Magnoliopsida; Poales; Poaceae. Bases 12 to 695 code for a protein of 227 amino acids. The record is from RefSeq and is a predicted model, not a curated record. The transcript has a single exon.
GCGUGCAAAAGAUGGACUUUUUGGUGGACGUCCAGCCAUCGGCCAUGCUGCACGCGCAGUACGGCAGCGGCACCGAGCCGUUGCGGCACAGGCACCCGACCCAGGUAAAGCUUCCAUUUCAAACGGACACGGCCGGCCGGACAGCAAGCUGGAGCUGGCAUUCAAGCACAAAUCCCCAGCGCUCCCAAUAUCUUUCUGCAAUUCUACUACCAAAUCCACAAGAUCUAUCGUGCUCUACUUCUAGUCUCGCCAGAAACAUGGAAGGAGACGACAUUUUGGCGACCAUGGAUUCCCUGUGGUUCUACUCCAGCGUCCUCCUCCAACCACCAUCCAAGCACAAGCAGAGCGACUGUGCCGAAGAGCUGCAGCCCAGACAGCAGCAAGCAGAUACCCACCACAAGACGACCAGCAGUUCCUCUGAUGGUCAGGCUCCCAAAAGCGUCGAGGAGGCAGCGGUGGCAACGGAGCGAAGAGCGGCGGCGGCGACGGAGCGCAGAGCGGCGGCGAGGAGCUUCUGCAGGGACAGGGAGUGGGACGAGCGCAUGGUUGCUUGGCAGAAGGAGCAGAGGCGACGGACGCGAGUUGCUGCGGCGGCCCGGUGCUCGCAGGCGCGGAUGCCACCGCCCGGAGAAGGCGUGGCCAUGAAGGCGCAUCUCAGGUCCUGGGCUCACGCUGUCGCUUGCUCCGUCAGAUAAGGACUCGAGAUUCAGACUCUUGCAGUGUUGUACUUGUAUGUCGAAUGCCAUACCCAUUCUUUGCUACAUCUCUGAAUAAAUGCAUCUCUCUCUUCA